Messenger RNA from Desarmillaria tabescens, 1233 nucleotides. Its product is annotated as FAD dependent oxidoreductase. Gene Ontology annotation, cellular component: cytoplasm. The transcript has 7 exons. Gene Ontology annotation, biological process: D-amino acid catabolic process. Bases 1 to 1233 code for a protein of 410 amino acids. Gene Ontology annotation, molecular function: FAD binding; D-amino-acid oxidase activity. The record is from RefSeq and is a predicted model, not a curated record. NCBI's taxonomy places the organism in Eukaryota, Fungi, Basidiomycota, Agaricomycetes, Agaricales, Physalacriaceae.
AUGGUUACUCUCGACGCGUCUCCGAAUGCUAUUAGGACCCCUCGUAAUGGAAGGCGUGUUCUCAUUGUUGGCGGUGGUGUCACUGGAUUGACCACUGCCUGGGUCUUGCUAGAUGCGGGUUACGAUGUCACUGUUGUAGCAGAGCAAUGGGCGCCGGCAACGCCACGUAUCCCGUCUCAGAUCGUGCAGUUGUUUACGCAUGCUAGAUGGGAGUAUCCUCCAGCCGUCUGUGGGCAACACACCGACGCAACUUCUUUGGCUUUGUCCAAGGGCUGGUCACUGACAUCAUAUCGCAUUUUUGACCAGCUGAGCAAAUUUCUGCCUGCCGUCAAAAUGCGUACCGCCAAUUUCUUCUUCGGCAAAGCGAUUGAGGACAUGCCGGACCAGUUGAACAAGAUGCGAGAAAUUGAGGCCUCAUGUAUCAAAGGAUUCGUCAGGGACCCCGACUUGAUCUCGAAGCAUGCUGUCAACCAGCACGCUGGUGUUGUUGAUGCAUACUCGCAUUUGGCCCCUGUUAUCGACACAGAUGCAUACAUGGUUUGGCUCCGUAACCUAGUGGCGGCAAAGGGUGCCAAGCUGAUCACCCGACGUAUCAAUGGAGACCUGCUAAAUUCCGAGCACGAGUUACUUCGGACCUACGGUGCCGUGGCUAUUGUCAACGCCACAGGUCUCAACUCCCUAGAAGCCGCCAGUGACAAGGCCUGUUAUCCUUUGCGCGGUGCUUUGAUUCGUGUAGUCAACGACGGCAAGAGGUUUCCCAAAGUCAACGAAGCCUUGGCCGUAACCCACGACAACGAGCUCAGUGCUGACCAUGAAGAUAUAGUAUUUAUUGUUCCCCGAAAUGACAACAUUCUUAUCCUCGGCGGUAUUGCUCAACCUCACAAGUCGGAGCUUAACCUCAGUCUAGAUUCUCCCGAAAUUAAGCGCAUGCGUGAACGAUGCAAUAAAUUCGUUCCCGGGCUUGAACAUGCAGAGUACGAUCCGGAAGCGCCUUUCGUGCAAGGCCUUCGACCGACGCGCGUCGGGAACGUACGUGUUGAGCAAGAGCUCCGGCAGAACAAAUUGAAUGGCGGAAUUAGCCGUAUAGUUCAUUCAUAUGGACAAGGAGGGUCAGGCUUCUCUUUCUCCGUGGGGUGUGCAAUUGAUAUAUUGCACUUGAUUAAUGUUGUGGAACUUGCUACCAUGAAGUCGGAUGUGAGCAUGGAGUACCCAUUGGCGCGCGCCAACUUGUAG